Molecule: messenger RNA, 1716 nt
Organism: Colletotrichum chrysophilum
Lineage: Eukaryota; Fungi; Ascomycota; Sordariomycetes; Glomerellales; Glomerellaceae
Exons: 1
Coding region: 1-1716 (571 amino acids)
Cellular component (GO): fungal-type vacuole lumen
Molecular function (GO): metallocarboxypeptidase activity
Source: RefSeq, a predicted model, not a curated record
AUGUCUGAGAAGCUCCCCUUGACCAACGACGGCCCGCCGGCCUCGGCCCCGCGUCGCGCAUCGGCGUGGUGGUCCCUCCUCCCGGCCGCCCUCCUCCUGACAUACCUCCAUUCCCCCUCCGCGAUCCCAAUCCCCUCCUUCACCCACCCCGGCGCCGGCUCGUCCGCCGCGCCGGCCUGCCGCCAGGUCGACCCCCUCUUCCCGACCCUCACCACGGCGGCCCUCUCCGACCUGGACAAGUUCCUCGACACGCCCAAGUUCCGCAAUGAGACCAUCGCCCGUCUCUCCGGCGCCAUCCAGAUCCCCACCGAGUCCUUCGACAACUACGGCAACGUCGGCGUGGAUGACCGCUGGGACAAGCUCUUCGCCUUCUCGGCGUACCUCAAAAAGACCUUCCCCAAGGUCCACGAGCAGCUCUCCCUCGAGCGCGUCAACACCCACGGCCUGCUCUACACCUGGACCGGCUCCGACGCCUCCCUCAAGCCCACCGUGCUGAUGGCCCACCAGGACACCGUCCCCGUCGCGCCCACCACCAUCGACAGCUGGACGCACCCGCCCUUCAGCGGCGCCUAUGACGGCUACUUCGUCUGGGGCCGCGGCGCCAUGGACUGCAAGAACUCCCUCAUCGGCAUCCUCGAGUCCGUCGAGCUGCUCCUCGCCGCCGGCUUCGCCCCCAAGCGCACCGUCGUCCUCUCCUUCGGCUUCGACGAGGAGAUCUCCGGCGAGCGCGGCGCCGGCCACCUCGCCCCAUUCCUCCUCGAGCGCUACGGUAAGGACGGCGCCGCCAUCCUCAUCGACGAGGGCUCCGGCUUCGACUCCCAAUGGGGCCAGACCUUCGCCCUCCCCGGCACCGCCGAGAAGGGCUACAUCGACGUCGAGGUCGUCGUCCGCACCCCCGGCGGCCACUCCUCCAUCCCGCCCCCGCACACCGGCAUCGGCAUCCUCUCCGAGCUAGUCACCAAGAUCGAGGGCAGCCCCUACAAGUCCGAGCUGCUCGAGGGCAACCCGUACCUCGGCAAGCUACAGUGCGGCGCCUCGUACGCCCCGGAGUUCCCCUCCAACCUGAAGAAGCUCCUCCCCUCGGGAAGCCAGAAAACUUGCAAGCGCAGAUCGGACAAGCUCGCCGAGGAGGCGGCCAAGGCCGGCCCGCAGGUGAAGUACCUCUUCACGACCUCGGUGGCGACGGACAUCAUCGAGGGCGGUGUCAAGAUCAACGCGCUGCCGGAGCGGGUCCGCGUCGUGGUGAACCACCGCGUCAACGUCGGCGAUAGCACCGAAUCGGUCAAGAAGCACAUUGCCGCGCUGAUCGCUCCUGUCGCGGAGAAGUACAACCUGACGCUGCACGCGUUCGACGGCAAGGAGACGCCGUCGAGCAUUUCGCUGAGCGGGAAUGACAAGAAGCUUGAGCCGGCGCCGGUGACGCCCACGAGCGUGGAGGGCGUGACGCCGUAUGGCGUGCUGAGCGGGACGACGAGGGCGCUGUAUGGCGAGGAGGUGGUUGUCUCGCCGGGGAUUAUGACGGGUAACACGGACACGCGGUACUACUGGGACUUGACGGCGCAUAUUUUCAGAUUCUUGCCUGGGUAUGAUCCGGAGAGCGACGAGUGGGCGGGUAUUCACACUGUCGAUGAGAAGACGAGUGUGAAGGGGCAUAUUAACUUGGUCAAGUGGUACACGUCGUUCUUGAGGAACGUUGAUGAGACGGAGUUCGAGUAG